CAGUUUCCAUCGAAGCGCUGCUGAUUUCAAACCAAACGCGAUAUGAAGUCACUUGCAGUAGUUUGUAUGCUGGUGUCGGUUUAUUUGCUGCACGUAGAAGCAUUUUAUAACAGGAAUUCUUUUGAUAUAAUCGCAGGCUGCAAGCAACACGAUCAUGUAGUCGGUUACGACGGGUCAGUCCAAUAUUUUCCCACAACAAAUUUAGCUAACGUCGGGCGGACAAGCAACUCGAAAUAUUUCAGAAUCGCUGUUCUCGGAGCUAACGAUGGAAUCAUUCGAUUUGGCGAAUCCUUGUUUCCGUAUGACAGGGAUGUUGUAGAGAUCGUUCUGGGCGGUUGGGGUAAUACAAGAAGUGCCGGAAGACGGCAACGCCGAUCGUCUGCUAAUAGAUACUCAAACACGGUACUUUCCGAGACGAGUACGCCUAAACUGCUGUCUGAGUUCCAUGCUACCAUGUUCGUACUCGAAGUGUUCAACAAUGGUACGGUGCAAGUGAAAAAGGACGGACAGUUGCAUCCUUUCCUGUCGUUUUUCGACAUCAAUCGGAUUCCCGUCAAUUACAUGGCCCUCACGAGGUGGGAUAAGCAGGUGAUCUACUUUUAUGAUUGUCCUUUGGAGCCACCAAGAAACUGCACCACCCCUUAAUAGCGAACAACACAAAAAUAACAACUAGAUGGGAGCCGGCAUUCCGUAUUCAAAAAUCAAGUAUCAUGAAUAUAUAUAUAUAUUGUAGA
Messenger RNA from Anopheles nili, 734 nucleotides. RefSeq lists its product as uncharacterized. Lineage: Eukaryota; Metazoa; Arthropoda; Insecta; Diptera; Culicidae. The coding region runs from base 43 to 645 and encodes 200 amino acids. The record is from RefSeq and is a predicted model, not a curated record. The transcript is spliced from 3 exons.